UCUGCAUGGCCUUCAGCAGUCGUUAAUGCAGCGAGGGCAAUGCUCAAGAGGUUUUUCAGACUACGAAGAUGGCUGGCUGGCCACCUUCAGGAGCUGUUUGUGGGAACACUCAUUAUCUGCCUGGUCUGGUUAAGCCAGAUCCAGAUCCAGCUUAAUCUUGAUUCAGAGGAGAUGUGUGCCUGUAUCCAGUGUAUGGCAGGAAGUAAAGAGGAUCCCUGGUUUGCAGAGCGCUACAAGCACAUGGUGCCAAAACUUCUGUCUAGGCAGAACAGCGAGCUCCGUCCAAAAACCAGGAAAUGGUGGCAGAGACUUCAAGGUGGGCCAAGUAAGAACUACAGUGAACUUGUGGAGACUCUGUUCUCGCUGUUCCCUGAUGAAGAACACUACUCAGAUGCUGAUCCUCACCGCUGCAGAACCUGUGCUGUGGUGGGCAACUCUGGAAAUCUGAAAGGAUCUCAUUAUGGCCCUUUAAUAGAUGCCCAUGACUUUGUUAUAAGGAUGAACAAAGCCCCCACUGAAGGCUUUGAGAAGGAUGUUGGGUCGAAGACCACCCACCGCGCCAUCUACCCUGAGAGUGCUAUGGACAUGGACAACUCCACCCACCUUGUCCUGGUACCAUUUAAAAUUAUGGAUCUUGAGUGGCUCAUCAGUGUCUUCACCACCAAACACAUCACACGCACAUAUACAAGAGUGAAAAACACAAUACAAGCAGACAAGGACAAGGUGAUGAUAUUGCACCCUGAGUUUAUGAGAUAUGUCUAUGAGAUCUGGCUGCAGAAACAGGGGAAAUAUCCUUCUACUGGCUUCAUGAUGCUCGUGCUGUCCCUGCACAUCUGUGACCAGGUGAAUAUAUUUGGGUUUGGUGCCAGUAAAGAUGGGAACUGGCACCACUACUUUGACAAAAGAUAUCAUCAUCUUCUCAACACUGGCGUACACAGAGGAAGCGCUGAAUACAACAUCACUCUGAAACUCCACCAGAAAAACAAGAUCCGGAUGUAUAAAGGAUGGUAAAGUCAGCAAAUGGAGAUAAAAAAUAGCACCUUCAACACAUUCAACUCAUUACAGUAUAAUGUGGGAGAUGUAUGAUGGACCCUUUUGUGAAGAGAAGACAGUGGAAAGCAUUUCCACCCUUUGACCAGCAGAUGGAGUCUCAACCCUUCUUCAGAAACCCUGAAGUUAUGCAGAAUACAGGACAUUUUUCAAUGAAAACACUUUUUUCCACACUGCACAACCUGUUCUUCCCCCAUGUAGCAUUAUGUUUUAUAAAACCUCAUAUUCAUGGGGAAAAUAAAGUAAUUAUUUAUAACAUUCAUUCCAUUUUUUAAACGUGUUUUCUCUUUUGAUUUUGUUCUUAUGAUGGAUUAUAUUAUGAAACUUAGAAAAAGGCAUGCAAAUCCUGUCCACACCAGUGGCGGCUGACACUGGAAGCACAGGGGGAGAUUAAAAACUGCGUGCUCAUAAACAACCAUUCAAAAGUGUGGAAUUGCUAGACGUACAAAACAUUCUGGAUAUGAAUGUAUUAUAACUUCAUUCUUAAUGUUAAAAAGAUUUAUCAGUCUACAGUUCUGUUUGAGUUUCAGGACAAACCUAGGACUGGAUUUCUCUUUUUUUCAGAUUCUCAAUUUCCUUCUCAUGUCUCAACUUUUUAUGAUGCUGCU
Molecule: messenger RNA, 1658 nt
Organism: Colossoma macropomum (tambaqui)
Lineage: Eukaryota; Metazoa; Chordata; Actinopteri; Characiformes; Serrasalmidae
Product: CMP-N-acetylneuraminate-beta-galactosamide-alpha-2,3-sialyltransferase 1-like
Exons: 7
Coding region: 40-1011 (323 amino acids)
Molecular function (GO): beta-galactoside (CMP) alpha-2,3-sialyltransferase activity
Source: RefSeq, a predicted model, not a curated record